This is a messenger RNA of Periophthalmus magnuspinnatus, 3633 nucleotides long. RefSeq names its product high affinity choline transporter 1-like. Gene Ontology annotation, molecular function: choline:sodium symporter activity. Gene Ontology annotation, biological process: acetylcholine biosynthetic process; choline transport; transmembrane transport. Gene Ontology annotation, cellular component: plasma membrane. Bases 278 to 1924 code for a protein of 548 amino acids. The record is from RefSeq and is a predicted model, not a curated record. Lineage: Eukaryota; Metazoa; Chordata; Actinopteri; Gobiiformes; Gobiidae. The transcript is spliced from 9 exons.
AGGGAGGCUGGCUACUUUAGAGGCUACCAUCAUUUUCCUGGACCUGCCUGUUGAGCUUUGAACUUGAACUUUUUUACUAUCCUCCUCUGUGGUCCUCUGCACAAAAAGAGAACUCCUUUUAGUUUGAUUGGUAUAUAUUUUGUACCUAUAGCGCCACACCUGUUGGAUCAAAUUUUAUAAGCCUGUCUAUCUACUGUUUGCUUCUGCUACUCAGAAAAAGAAGAAACUUCACACACUUCACAUCACUAUUUAAACCUAGGGAGUGUGAUUGGUCCCAAUGGCGCUGAACGUGCCUGGUUUGGUGGUGAUGGCCGUCUUCUACCUGGUCAUCCUGGGGACGGGCAUCUGGGCCUCAAUGAGGUCCCGAAAGAUGGAGAAAAAGUGUACUGGAGAUGGCAUGGAGAUCACCCUCUUAGCUGGACGCAACAUUAAUUUGCUGGUCGGGAUCUUUACUCUGACGGCGACAUGGGUGGGUGGAGGCUUCAUUCUUGGUAUCGCAGAAGCCACUUACAACCCAACGCUCGGAGCUGUCUGGGCUUUGAUGCCUGUGCCCUACGUUCUGACCUUCUUCCUUGGUGGCUUUUUCUUUGCAAAGCCCAUGAGAGAGAACAAGUAUGUGACAAUGAUGGACCCCUUCCAGAAGAAGUAUGGGAACUUCCUGAGCAGUGCCCUGAUCUUCCCUGCUCUGGUGGCCGACGUCCUAUGGGUGGCACGCACUCUCGUCAGCCUGGGUGGUACCAUGGCUGUGAUCCUGGACCUGCCCUAUGUCUACUCCAUCAUCAUCUCAUCUGUUGUGGCCAUCAUCUAUACUCUGCUGGGGGGCCUCUACUCAGUGGCCUACACAGACGUGAUCCAGCUCAUCCUGAUCUUCGUCAGUCUGUGGGUGUGUGUGCCUUUCCUCAUGACCAACCCUCACUCUGUGGACAUCUCCCUCACGGCGUACAAUGCCACCUUCCAGGCCCCGUGGGUCGGUACCGUGGAGCUGAACGAGGCUGGAAAGUGGUUUGAUGACUUCAUGCUGCUGGCUUUGGGAGGUCUGGCGUACCAGGCAUUUUACCAGAGGAUCCUGUCUGCCUCCUCCUACACUCAGGCCCAGGUGACCUGCUUCGCCUCCUCCGCCUUCUGUUUAGUGCUGGGCAUCCCCUCUGUGCUGGUGGGAGCAGUGGCUGCAUCUACAGACUGGAACUCCACUGCGUAUGGUCUGCCCACUCCGUAUGAGCGUGACCAGGCUGGCUCCAUCCUGCCCAUCGCCCUGCAGUUUCUCACCCCAACUUAUGUAUCUGUCAUUGGGAUCGGGGCUGUGGCGGCUGCAGUCAUGUCCUCCAUGGACUCAGCGCUGCUCUCCUCUGCUUCUCUGUUUUCCUCGAACAUUUAUAAGAACAUCAUCAGGAAACAGGCAUCUGACCGGGAGAUGCAGUGGGUGAUCCGGAUCUCGGUGGUGGCAGUGGGUGUGGCUGGGACGGCCCUCACCUUCCUGGACAGUAGUGUCCUGGUCUUCUGGCUAGUGGGUGUGGACAUGUCCUACACCAUCAUGUUUCCUCAGUUAGUCUGCGUCCUCUUUUUUAAAGUCUCCAAUGGCUAUGGUGCCACUGUGGGUUACAUCAUGGGCAUCGGCCUGAGGAUCAUGAGUGGGGAGCCCCUCAUUGGCCUGCCUCCUGCCAUUCAGUUCCCAGGCUGCCGGCUUGAUGAAGAGGGGAAGAUGACGCAGUUCUUCCCUUUCCGCACCACCAUCAUGCUCAUCUCUCUGGCAUCCAUUUUGCUCUUCUCGUGGAUAACUUCCAUCAUUUUCCACAAGGGCCUUCUAUCUGACAAAUGGGAUGUGUUUAAGAUCAAGCGGAAGCAGAAACCAGAGGCUACACAAAUGAGCAGUGACUUAAAAGAGGGAGUUGAGGCCUCCCAGGAGCUCCUGAGCAAAAGGAGCUAAAAACACAAUAAAAUGCAUUUUUAAUCAGCAAGAUUUCUGUGAGCCUUCUCGUUCUCCUCUUCAGCCAAGUGUAGACAACAAUAAAAUAUACACUUUGAGGAUACACAGGUGGUUCUUGUCUCAAACCAUUCAUGUUCUCUUCCAUCCAGAUCCUGCAAUUUAUCUUUAGCUCUUUAGAUUAAAUAAAUGUGUUUAUUUUUAAGUUUGGUAGUAAUGCUACACAGUAUACCCCUCACUCCAUGUUGCAGACUCCUCCAUGUUGGCACUUAAAUUAGACUUAGGCACAGGUGUCCUCAGAAAUGGUUGGCUGUUAUGUAAUUCUGUGUUUUGUAGAAAACUGUAAAAGAUGCUAACAUGUGGUGCAGUAAUGGUUUACUAUGGUGUCUUUAGCUUCUUUCUCUCUUGCGACCAGCUGCUUUUGCACUAAGUACAACAGUGAACAAAGACCAUAUCAGUGCUCAGGCUGCACUGUUGGUGGUGGAUAAAAUAUUAUUAGUUGAUUUCAAUGUGAUCUCAACCUCAUAGCUGACUACGCAGAAGAAAUACUCCUCAGCUUUGGUUAUAUACCUUCUUUUGCACAUAUGAAUGAUGAUUUAUAUUUUUUGUUAUUGGAUUAUUACAGACCUUUUUCUCUCUCUUGUUUUGGAAUCAUAAAAGUGUGAAUUAUUUUCGGUGUGGUUUCUCAGUACUCACUCACAGUCCACUUUGUUUGGUCUGUUCUGUGUUCAGUUUUAGUGCAGUGUUGGUUACUCAACAAAAGGACAGAAAUAAUAGUAACUCUAUUUGGGUUUUAACUCUAACUACAGCUCCACUAAUUUUAAUGUAUAGGGCGAUCCUAUGCUCCUAUAUUGUUUUACUUUGUUCAACUUUCUUUAACCAUAAGCUACAAAAAUGUUUACAAUGUGACCAUUUCACCCUCAGAGAUAUUUAUAGUCUUUUAUAGACAUACAGUUUCAGAUGCAGUGAUAUAGUGUCUAGAGUUUUAGAAUGAAUGGUAAUCCUUUAAAAUGUAAGUGUGUGAGUGUAUUGUACUGUAGUGUUGAUUAAUCAUAGUCAGUCACUACUGAAAUACCUUGCACAGUGUUGAUGCCCUAGUAACACCCUGACUACCGCUAAACCAAAGCAAUAAUGCAAUGCACACCUGAAAACAUCGAACAAAGGGUGUUUCAAAACAGGGCACAUGUAAAACAUUACUCCUCUCCUUUGUACGUGUGUAUGAGAUUUUUACAUGUAUUAUACUCUUGUACAGACAAAUAUAUAUAUAUAUAUAUAUAUAUAUAUAUAUAUAUAUACACACACUUUGUAUUUUUUUAAUCAAAAGACAUACAUUGUGAGAAAAAAAAAUGUUUCAGCUAAUGAUAAUUAUAAGAUAAAUUCAACUAAUCUUUUGCAGAAUGUGGCAUUGAUAUGUAAUACUACAACUGCCAAGUCUGGCCUUGAAAAUACUGAAUAGAUCUGGAGUGAACUGUAUUUUCCAGUCUCUCCAGUCUCUUUAUAAGUACAGAACAAUGGUGAUACUGCACUCAAGUAAUUAAGGCUGCAUUUUCCUAUCUCAAACUUUUUAUACCUAUUUUGCUUUAAUAAUUUUAUGCAUGGUGAUUGGUCACUAAUGUUUUAUUACUUAACAUCUGUAAAGGCUGUUCUGAUGUAAAUGUCCACAUGUAAAUCCUUAUAGGGUGAUAUUCUGUCAGAAUAAAGGUUGAAACCAA